UUACCGAAUUAUUUUGUUAUUCAUGGCUUCUAGAAUUUGUUGUUCCAAUAGUGACUGUUCUGCUUCAGCAUCGCUAAGGUGUCCAACUUGUAUACAACUCGAGAUAAACUCAGAGAAAAGCUAUUUUUGUUCACAAACGUGUUUCCGUUCAGCUUGGAAAGAGCACAAAGCGUUACACGUCAAAGGAAACAGUGAACGAAGCUCUCAAACCGUCGUUCGAAACUUGAAGCAUCACAAAGUGGGACAGAGUCGAUUUUCAAAUUUUCGUUACACUGGAAAACUAAGGCCUGGCGUAGUGAGUUCGAAACUUUCUGUCCCAGAUUAUAUUCCAAAACCUGACUACUGGGAAAGUGGCAUUCCUGUUUCUGAGGAACAAGAAAAGGAUAGUAAUGAAGUGAAAAUUCUUAGUGACGAGGAAAUACGAGGAGUACGAGAAGCUUGUCGAGUGGCAAGAGAGGUGUUGGAUGAAGGAGUGCGUGCCAUAGGUGUAGGAGUUACAACCGACAAAAUCGACAAAGUCAUACACAAGGCCUGUAUUGAACACAAUGCAUAUCCUUCUCCUUUGAAUUACUAUGGAUUUCCAAAGUCAGUUUGUACUUCGGUCAAUGAAGUUAUAUGUCAUGGUAUACCUGAUGACAGACCUCUUCAAGAUGGCGAUAUUGUCAAUUUAGAUGUCACAGUUUAUUACAAUGGUUUUCAUGGAGAUUUGAAUGAAACUCAUAUCGUUGGAAAUGUAGAUGAAGAAAGUAAGAAACUCAUAAAAAGUGCAUAUGAUUCGCUUCAUGCAGCCAUUGCUUGUGUGAAACCUGGAGUCCUAUAUAGAGAAUUUGGCAAUGUAAUAGAUCGAGUUGCACAAAGCAAUGGACAUCAAGUAGUGAGAACAUACUGUGGCCAUGGUAUUCAUCGACUCUUUCAUACGGCUCCAAAUAUUCCACAUUAUCGAAAGAAUAAGGCAAUGGGAGUCUGUAAGCCAAGUCAAGUAUUCACUAUUGAACCUAUGAUUAAUCAAGGAACUUACCGAGAUAUAACGUGGCCAGAUGGAUGGACAGCUGUAACUGCUGAUGGAAAGUGCUCGGCUCAAUUUGAGCAUACUUUGCUAGUAACAGAAAAUUCUGUUGAAAUUCUAACGGCACGUUUACCAACCUCACCAAAGCUUUGGUGGGAGUAAAGUUCUUUGAUGAGAUCAUUUUUGUUUUUGAGUUGAAAGUGCUCUGUU
Messenger RNA from Galdieria sulphuraria, 1216 nucleotides. RefSeq names its product methionyl aminopeptidase. The record is from RefSeq and is a predicted model, not a curated record. Gene Ontology annotation, biological process: proteolysis. Gene Ontology annotation, molecular function: metalloaminopeptidase activity. The transcript is spliced from 2 exons. The coding region runs from base 23 to 1168 and encodes 381 amino acids. NCBI's taxonomy places the organism in Eukaryota, Rhodophyta, Bangiophyceae, Galdieriales, Galdieriaceae.